AACUACCUGUUGCGUCACUUAGAUCGCCCAUGCAAACUAGAUUGAUUCUUUUCAGAAAUGAUUGCCUGCUUGCUAUUCUUGUUAGUACAACCCACAGAGCCGUGUAUGCGCAUGAGACCUCCAGAAGAUGUUGGGGUACCCGGAUCUUUGGAUCCCGCCACGACGACGAUUGCCUCAGGAAUUCAGACAACGCAAUGUAAUACGUGCACAAAAACACCACAACGCGUGGAUCCUGUGAAAACAACCACAAAGGCACCAGCAGCAACUACCAAGGCAGUGCCACUCCAAUGCCAGAAAUGCACCCCAUUCAAGGAUCCCAUGAAUGCAGCAGCCAAGUGCACCGCCACAACUGGUAUGAAUAGCCCCGGUUGUUCCACACUUUCAGUCAAAUGCACGAUAAACGCUGGAUUCGAAUGUGAUAUAACUAAAUGCAUGGCAGACCCUGCAUAUAAAUGUACUGAUGCGGCGCUUAUCUUGGAUCUCACUGGAGGCGAGUUAACUUUCACUGGCACAGGACCUGGGAAAAUUGCGGAGGCGUCAGUCACAUGUGGGAAUGAUGCUGUUUGGGUAGACUCAAGGGGAAUUCGAGGAAACACGUUGAUUGCGAGCAUCGCCCCUCAGUCUUGUCUUCCAUGCCAGACAUGUGCCUCAUUCACGGAUCCUAUGAGUGAAAAAGCAACUUGCACCGCCACCCCUGGUAUGACUCCCGGCGAUUGUGCCACACUUGCAGUCAAAUGUAUGAUAAACGCUGGAUUCGAAUGUAAUGACGUGGCACUUAUCCCUCCCUGCCAGACCUGCACUCCAUUCACGGAUCCUAUGAGUGAUAAAGGCACAUGCACCGCCACCACUGGUAUGACUAGCACCGGUUGCUCCACACUUGCAGUCAAAUGUACGAUAAACGCUGGAUUCGAAUGUGAUGUAGCUAAAUGCAUGACAGAUCCUGGAUUCGAAUGUUAUGACGCUCUACUUAUCCUUGAAAUGACCGGGGGCGAAUUAUUUACUUCUGGCACAGGACCUGGACCAAUCGCAGAGACUUCUGUCACUUGUGGAGACGAUGUGAUCUUGCAAGAUCCGAAUGGUAUUCGAGGAAACACGUUGAUUGCGAGCAUUUCCGCUCAGACUUGUCUUCCAUGCCAGACGUGCACCGCAUUUAUGGAUCCAAUGGUUCCCGAAGCCACUUGCACCGUCACCGUUGGUAUGACUAGCGCCGGUUGCGCCACCCUUGCAGUCAAAUGUGCGAUAAACGUUGGAUUCGAAUGUAAUGACGUGGCACUUAUCCUUGAAAUCACCGGAGGUGCAUUAGAAACUUCUGGCACAGGGCCUGGGCAAAUCGCAGAGACGUCUGUCACUUGUGGGAACGAUAAAAUUUGGCAAGAUGCGAAUGGAGUUCGUGGAAACACGUUGAUAGCGAGCGUUGCCCCUCAGACUUGUCCCUGA
Caenorhabditis elegans is the source of this 1437-nucleotide messenger RNA. RefSeq names its product DUF281 domain-containing protein (gene Y68A4A.10). Bases 58 to 1437 code for a protein of 459 amino acids. Lineage: Eukaryota; Metazoa; Nematoda; Chromadorea; Rhabditida; Rhabditidae. The record is from RefSeq and is marked reviewed. The transcript is spliced from 12 exons.